This is a messenger RNA of Rotaria sp. Silwood2, 2706 nucleotides long. The record is from the annotation of a GenBank genome assembly. NCBI's taxonomy places the organism in Eukaryota, Metazoa, Rotifera, Eurotatoria, Philodinida, Philodinidae.
AUGAUAAGUAAUCUUCAAACUUUCAGCAAUGUACCCGAUUUUAUUCAUUUCAUCGAAUCAUCAUCUUGUGAUAUUCUUAUAUUUUUGAUCAUUUCUGGUCAGCUAGGUGAAAAUCAUGUUUCAAAUUUACAUGUUUAUUCAAAAAUAUGUCACAUCUAUGUCUACUGUGUGAGUCGUCAAAAACAUGGAUCUUGGAUUGAUAAACAUGAAAAAAUUCGUGACAUCUAUAUCAAUCGAGAUUGCUUAUUAAAACAAUUAAUGGCCGAUGUGACACUUUAUUCGAAAUCACUGUCAGCUCCCAUUACACUUUUUAAGCGUGAUGAAUUAAUACAGAAGGAAACAUCAAUAAGAAAUUUAAGUAAAGAAAGGGCUAUAUUUAUCUGGUAUCAAUUACUCUUCGAAAUUGUGCUAGGAUCAGCGCCAUCUAUCAAGGCUCGAAGAGAAAUUUUGAAUGAAUUUAAACAAGCAUAUCAAAAUAAUGCGAUAGAAUUACAAAAGAUUUCUGAAUUUGAAUUGAAUUAUUCACCUAAAACAGCUCUACGAUGGUACACACGGAAUUGUUUUCUAUUUCGUUUAGUGAAUAAAUCGAUGCGAACACAGAAUAUUGUAGAAAUUUAUAAAUAUCGUUGGUUUAUUCGUGAUUUACAUGAACAACUUUCUCAAUUACAUUCGAUUCAAUCAGCUACAUUAGCAUUUUCAAAAGUUUAUCGAGGUCAAUUGAUAAGUUUCGAAGAAUUAGAACAAAUAAGAUCAAAUAUUCAAGGUCUUAUUUCACUAAAUACUUAUUUUUCCACAUCGAUUAACAAAGAUGUCGCUGAUGAAUUUUGUGGUGGAGGAUUGGCACGACCCAAUUAUGAAUCGAUUGUUUUUACCAUCAAUAUCAAACCGAAUGUGACAAUGAAACCAUUUGCUAGUAUUCGAGAAUUUAGCUAUAUGCAAGAUGAGAAUGAGGUAUUGUUUAGUGCAGGUACCGUUUUUCGUAUAAUCGUUGUUCAUGAACCAAACAAUGGAAUUUGGUCGGUUGAGCUUGAGCUUAACAGUGAUAUUGAACAAGAUUGGGAUGAAUUUAUGCGAUAUAUGCGUACAGAAAUGCUUGAGCGACCGACACUAUUUACAAUGGGCAACUUUUUAUCAGAAAUGGGAGAUCUUGAAAAAGCCGAGCAAUAUUAUCGAUUGUUAAUCAAUGAACUCGAGCAUGAGAAUGAUAUGGGUGCUAUUUUAACAGCCAUUGCAGGAGUGCACUAUCGGAAAAGUAAUUAUUCUACUGCUAUUCGCUACUGCGACGAUGGCUUGAAGCGACUCAUCAAUUUACCAGAAACUCAUCCUGAUCUCGCUACGGCAUACAAUCUAAGGGGAAUGAUUCAUUAUGAUAUGGAUCAGUUAGAUGAUGCAAUGCGUUGUUAUGAACAUGCAUUUCACAUACAUGAACAGACAUUGCCAUCGAACGACCCAUUCAUUGCCUCGGAUCUCAAUAAUAUUGCUUCUGUUGAUUCGAAAGCACAUCGUUUUAAUCAAGCAUCAAAAAGAUUUGAGCAAGUUCUAAAGAUCAAACUAUCUAUUUUACCAAAAGAUCAUCCUAGUAUUGCUCGUACGUAUGUCAAUAUGGGUCGGUUGUAUGCUGAACAAAGAAAUUGGAUAGUAGCUCUGAACUUUUACGAUAAAGCAUUAGUGAUUCAACAGAAAAUUUUACCUAUCACACAUCCCGAUCUUAGCAUAACAUAUGUAAACAAAGCUCAUAUUUUUAUUGAACAAAAAAACUUCGAUAUUGCAAGACAAUUCUGUAAACAAGCUCUUGAUAUUCAAUUGAUAACUGUUCCAUUGAACAGUAACUAUUUGGCAAAUACGUAUAGUUUAUUAGCAACUAUUGAUAGUCAAACAGGUAAACGUAUGCAAGCAUUAUAUGCCUUAGAGAAAGCUUUACAAUUCGAACAAGAUUGCCAUAUAUCAUGGGAAAGAAUUUGUCAUCUACAGAAUCGAAUAGGGGAUAUUCACAUAAAAAAUGGUGAUUAUCAAUUGGCUUUGAAAUCAUUCAUGGAAGCACUUGAUUCAAUUCCUGCGACAAAGCGUGAUCUUCUACGUUUCUCAACGUGCAAUAAUAUUGCUACUGUCUAUCAUAAUACUGGUAACUAUAGGAUGGCUCUACAAUAUUAUCAUCAAUCUAUGGAUUAUUUGAAUACUAUGAGUAUUCCGCCAUCGAAUGUAAAUUUACUUCUUUUCUAUCAGAACAUUGGUUUGAGCUAUUCAGCUACUGAACAAUACGAUUUGGCAUUAGAAUAUUUUGCUCGUGUGUUCAGUCUUACUGAUGAAGCAUCUAUUAUUGCUAAGAAUUUUUCAAACAUGGGAGAUGCUCUUUUUCAUAAGCAGGAUUAUGAUGAAGCUUUACAAAAUUAUGAACUGGCACUUAAUCAUUAUCCCGUGAAUGGCAGUGCUCGAGCUGCUACAUAUAACAGCAUUGGAAUGACUCAUCAGUUGUUAGAAGAUGUUCCUCGUGCUCUGAACAGUUAUCACCAAGCAAUAUAUAUUCUACAGACAAUAGAAUGCACCAAUAGGGAUGAAGAAUUGGCCGCAGUCUACAGUAAUAUUGCGAAUGCAUAUUUGAAAAUCGGUAAUUUAUCCGAAGCAAAGAUUCAUUUUCGAAAGCAACUCGAAUACGAGGCGGAUGAACAUUCGAAACGUGAAGUUGAACAGAUUCUUGCUAAUCUUUGA